GAGGAGAGACUCUGGAAUGGAGAAACAGAUUGUGAGCGUGCCGUCGAUCGAAGCUCUUCACUCGAUCAGCGGUGGUAUCAUCGAAAGUGGUAUCAAAUACAUCAUGUUCCCGUUGCAUCUUUUACGGUUUUGCAUAUUCGGCAUGGCAGCGGGGUCCGUCGAUUCUGAGAAGCGCGGAGAAGCAAGGCCAGCGAAGAAAGACGAGACGCGAGAUAAAAAACGGGAUGAGAAGAGCACGAAGGAACGCGAAGAGAAGAGCGCGAAGGGAAAAGAGGAGAAAAGCAAGAAGGACGUAGAUACCUCCAAAGAUAAAUCGCGGGAGUCGCGGAGGAGUUCGAAAUCUAAGGAAGACUCAUCGACUUCCAAAGAGAGUUCCAAAUUGGAGGAUAAAAACGAGGAAUCCAUCGACGACAUGGUGACCGCCGAGGAGGAUUCCGACUCAUCCAUGGAGCACUGGAGCAACGCGACUUGCACGUUGCCCACGGCGUCCAUGGACUACGAUAACAUCGAGAGAUCGAUGUCGCACGCGAUAGCUACGGAGCCUAUGGACAUAUCGAUGGAGGAACAGAGUCACGAGAAAUCGUAUACCGCGACGAAGACGUCCCGGGACGUUGAAAGUAAAUCCUCGAGGUUGCACGCGGAGGAGCGGGGCAGUAACUCCUCGGUGGACGAGGAGAUCGCUAGGAUCUUCCAAAAGCAGUGCACAUCCUCCGAGGACGAAGUUGCGUCCGAUCGUUGCAAGCCUUUCGUCGCCCACAAACGCGAGAGGACGAGGCAAACUAAUUUCCUUUGCAACGAGAAGAGCAACUAUUCGCGAUCGAAGGAGCAGCAGGACAAUGACAGAGAACGAACGAAGAAACCGUCCUCCGACGUUGCCCAGCACAAAAGAAGAAAGGUGACGCGCGAAGAGGAUAGGCACGAGAGGCGGGAAGAGAAGCAUGGCUCGCGUCACGAUACUCCCAGCAAACACAAGUCGCGAUCGUCGAGGACCCCGGUGAAGAGUAAAGAGUCGAAACAGAGGGAUACCAAGUACAAGGAAACGGCCACGCAAACGGACAGCGCUUUUUCGGACGAUGACGUCGAGAUGAUCCCGAUCGAUGUGAAGCUGGCUGAUAAACUGUUCUGCUGCAAGCACGCAGCCCGGAGAUCGCUGUCCAAUCACUUGCAGAGCAAGGAGGUGGAGCAGGAAUUAAAUUAUAUAGCUGACAACGAGGAUUCCGCCGAUGGGUUCAAAAGGGUGGCGCGCAAACGAAUCUCGUCGUGCAGUACAUCCUCUUCUUCGACGGAUCUUGGCUUCGACGAACGCGUGUCCGCCACUCUAGAGACACUUUCUGAUAACGCUUUCAGAAUAUGCAGUAGGGCCCCGCCAGGGUUCCCUGAACUGCCUCAGAAUCCACCGUUGACGUCCAGCCAGCAGUUUGUGGCGGUGGUGGCCUUAAAAGAUAAUUAUUCGCCGGUCGUUCAAACGGCGGCGAACGUACCGCGAGCUCCCUCGCCCAUGAGACAUCUUUAUUACAACUAUCCUGAAUUCAUGGACCUCCCUGUGAACGUGGAGUCUUCAAGAAUUUUAAAAAAUAUCUUAAGGAACAACUACUACCGGUGAUUGAGACGGAAAAAAAAAUACACAUGUGUGUAUGUGUAUAUACAGAAUUACGAACAAAUGUGCAAUAAAGACGACGCAAAGAGACCGGCGCAU
Colletes gigas is the source of this 1696-nucleotide messenger RNA. Its product is annotated as pre-mRNA-splicing factor CWC22 homolog. Bases 17 to 1603 code for a protein of 528 amino acids. The transcript has 2 exons. Lineage: Eukaryota; Metazoa; Arthropoda; Insecta; Hymenoptera; Colletidae. The record is from RefSeq and is a predicted model, not a curated record.